Messenger RNA from Apis florea (little honeybee), 1671 nucleotides. RefSeq names its product CWF19-like protein 2. NCBI's taxonomy places the organism in Eukaryota, Metazoa, Arthropoda, Insecta, Hymenoptera, Apidae. The record is from RefSeq and is a predicted model, not a curated record. Gene Ontology annotation, cellular component: post-mRNA release spliceosomal complex. Gene Ontology annotation, biological process: mRNA splicing, via spliceosome.
GAAAUGAUAGAAUCAAUGAUAUCUGAAUCAAAAGAAUCGCCAAUAAAAAAUACAUCCAAAUUUGAAAAUCAAUAUAAUAAUAUUAAAAAAUAUGAAAAUAGACAAUUUUCAAAUUAUAUACAAAAUUCAAACAAAAAUAAUCAAUAUAAAAAUGAUAAUAUUACUUCAAAAUAUGAAAAUGAUCAAAAACAAAAAUAUAAAAUGCCAAUAAAUGAUGAUUAUUUUAAUAAUCAUUCAAACAAAAUAAACCAUUUACUUGAAAGAAUUUAAAAUAUAAAAUAUCAAAUAAUAUUGAAAAAGAAUUUAGUUCAAAUAAUCUUAUAUUAAAAAACAUUUGUAAUGAUGAUACAAAUAUAGAAAUAAAACCUUUGACAGAAGCAGAAAUGAAUAAGCUAGGAGCAAAAAUUGUUAAAGCUGAAAUAAUGGGUAAUAUUAAACUUGCUGAUGAAUUAAAAAUGCAAUUACAAAAAGCUAGAGAAAUUAUACAAAAUACACAAAUAUGCAAUAUAGAAAAAAUUCCAGAUAUAAUUUUAACACAAACUGAUGCAAAAGGUAUUACAAGACCAUUAGAACCCAGAACUCAAUCUAUAGAAUCUUUGCAAAAUAUGAAACGAAAAAAUGCAGAGACACAUGUUCUUGGAAAGAAAGUGCGACAUUAUUUUGAUGAUGACAAAUAUUCAUUACAAAAAUUAUUCCAAAAAGAAAAAGGAAGAUCUACAAAUGAAGAUGAUGCAACAUUUAUGAAAGCUGCUUGUAAGGGUCUAGAUAUGGAUGAGAUAUUUGAAGAACAUAUUACAUAUAUUAAGACAGAUAAAAAACAGAAUGAGAAAGAUCGUUUAAUUGCUAUUAAAGAACAUAAACAUUUAUCAAAAAGUUUAGAUGAUUGUCACUGGUGUAUUGAUUCAAAAUAUAUGUUGAAACAUAUGAUUAUUGCAAUGGAUUCUGAAAUUUGUUUAAGUCUUCCUCAAUAUACUUCUUUGACUAUUGGACAUUGUAUAAUAACACCUUUACAACAUAUUGCUUGUCAAUUACAAUUAGACGAAAAUAUUUGGGAAAAAUUAAAGUUAUUUAAAAGAGUUUUAUACAAGAUGUUUAUGGAUCAAAAUCAAUAUCCAGUGUUUUAUGAAAUAUACAAAAGUUCUUACAAAUUUUCACAUAUGCGAUUGGAAUGUAUUCCAAUACCAAAAGAAAUUGGUGAAUUAGCGCCAAUAUAUUUUAAAAAAGCCUUAUUAGAAUGUGAAACAGAAUGGUCAAUGAACAAAAAAAUAAUAAAUCUUGAACAUAAAGAUAUACGUCAAGCUAUUCCAAAUGGUCUGUCAUAUUUUAUGGUAGAAUGAAACAAUAAAGGAUAUGCUCAUGUUAUUGAAGAUGAGCAUAUGUUUUCAAAGAAUUUUGCAGAGGAAAUUAUAGGCGGAAUGUUAGAUUUAAAACAUAAUAUAUGGCGGAAACCAAAAAAAGAAAAUGUUGAUCAGCAACAUGAAAAAGUAUUAAAAUUUUUAAAAAUAUGGAAAAAAUAUGAAUAUGAAAUAAAAAAUUAAUUAUGAAACUACAUGUAAAAAUAGAUACAUAUUCUUAUUAGCAAAUUUGAUCUACUAGUUUUUUUUUAUUAUUACAGUAUUUGCAUAGUAGAAAAUUAGUUAGGUUAUUAUUGUCAAUAUUGUUUAAAAAUUA